CCAACAAUGGCUACUUCCCUAUCAACUUUAUUGCCAGAAAGCCAGCAGCCUCAAGAGCAAGAACCCAUAGCACAAGGAGACGUUCAUUCGUCAUCAGGAUCCAUCGGGCCAUUCUUUGCAGUCAUGUCGGUGUUGAUGGUGCUUACCAUUCUUUCGUGUGUCUUCGGAAGGAUUUAUGGCAGACAGGCAGCGGAGGCACCCUUGGAUAAGGUUAUAAAGAGUAGAAAUUGUUUCGGGUGGUUAAAAGGCAGAUUUUCGCAGUGUAUGGUGGGUUGUGGUGGUGCCGGUGGUGGUCAUGUGAUUACACUCGCAGGAAAAGAUAAAAACUCAAACAUAAGAGGCUUCCAUGGCUUCCGAAGGCGGCCGGCCACCACCACCACCACCACCAUGUCGACCACAUUGAUACCGGUUGACCAACUCAAACAACUCCGGGACAUAUUUAACCGGUUCGACAUGGACGCUGAUGGAUCCCUAACCCACCUAGAGCUAGCCGCCCUCCUCCGUUCUCUAGGCCUCAAACCCUCCGGCGAUCAGAUUGAUAUGCUCUUCAACAACAUGGAUUCCAAUGGCAACGGUGCUGUUGAAUUCGAGGAAAUGGUGCGCGCCAUGUUACCAGACAUGACGACGGAGCAGUACAUCUUCAAUCAAACACAACUUGUCAAGGUCUUCCAUUCGUUUGAUAGAGACAGGAAUGGGGUUAUCACGAGGGCUGAGCUCGCCAAGGCCAUGGCAAAAAUGGGUCAGCCAUUGACGUAUAAAGAGCUCACAGAGAUGAUCGAAGAGGCUGAUACAGAUGGCGAUGGUGUCAUUAGUUUUAGUGAAUUCGCAAGAGUGAUGGCUAAAUCUGCAGCCGAAUCGUUUGGAUUCCCCGUUCCAUUGCCUUGA
This is a messenger RNA of Lactuca virosa, 885 nucleotides long. NCBI's taxonomy places the organism in Eukaryota, Viridiplantae, Streptophyta, Magnoliopsida, Asterales, Asteraceae. The record is from the annotation of a GenBank genome assembly.